AUGCAUCCCCAUUACACCUCUCUUGCUUUUCCACCUCAAGUUAACAAUAAAGCAUUGCAGUUGAGCGAUGCAGAACGUAGAAUUUUGAACUAUGGUCCUAAAUUUGUCCCACAAAAUCCAAAACAAACUUUACAAAGAUUAAAAAAUGAAAUCGACAUAAUGAAAGAAAAAGUAGCAGUCGCAUGGCGACGAGAAACAAAAACAGUAGGUCCUAAUCCAGAAAUAGUAAAUCGCUUUACCGAACGUAUUGAAGAAGAAAUUCGAACAACAGUAUCAAAAGAAAAGAUAGUAGAUCCGAAAAUGCUCAAGAUCUUAGGAAAUUUGAAGAAAGCUCAAAAAGAACAUAAAGUUGUCUUUCGACAAACAGAUAAAUCCAAGGUGUUCCAUCUAGGAAAACCUGAAACAUAUAUAGAAAAAUCAGCACAAUACAUGUCAAAAAUGAAUGCCUAUAAGGAGAUUGAUCAAUCACCUCUUGAGCACAUGAUUGAAAGUACCGAAGAACUUUUAAUUGAUCUAGUACGAAGAAAGCUAUUACCAGCAAAAUAUCUCGAAAAAUUAAGACCAUCUCGAACAGAAUCCGAACUCCCACACCUCUACUACAAUCCUAAAGAUCAUAAAGUCGGUGAACCAUCAGAUAUUGAGACCCAUUUUUGA
This is a messenger RNA of Rotaria sp. Silwood2, 654 nucleotides long. NCBI's taxonomy places the organism in Eukaryota, Metazoa, Rotifera, Eurotatoria, Philodinida, Philodinidae. The record is from the annotation of a GenBank genome assembly.